Molecule: messenger RNA, 7516 nt
Organism: Xyrauchen texanus (razorback sucker)
Lineage: Eukaryota; Metazoa; Chordata; Actinopteri; Cypriniformes; Catostomidae
Product: rab-like protein 6
Exons: 16
Coding region: 457-2694 (745 amino acids)
Cellular component (GO): cytosol; nucleus
Molecular function (GO): GTP binding; GTPase activity
Source: RefSeq, a predicted model, not a curated record
GAGAAACUGAGGGAUGAGAGAGGGAUGCUACGGAAAUGUUUCCCUCACAACAGAAAACACGCUGCUAUAAACACCGCGCAACAACAGCAUGUGACUGAAAUACCCCAAACGAAGACCAUCAAUCAGGGGAUGCCAGAAGACCAGGAUGGACAGAUAUAAAUGUAUACAGUAGCCAAAAUGACACAUUUUAGGAUUGUGAGCUGUUGAAACAGAAGGUCACCAUCAACAGUCUGGACCUGAAUCCACUACCAUUAUAUUUUGUUUUUCUAAAGAAACCUUCUGGAGCCCCUUUUGACCUGCUUUUCUAGACGUUGGGAAACCUGAAGCUGACGUCAUAUCUGCCAUCAGUAUGUUUGGUUAAGAAACUGAGAAAUCAUCAACAUUUGACACUUGUGAUUGUAUACCAAGAAAAUCAAUCUUUAGUAUUCUCUGACUGUUGAAGAGCUUUGGAUCAAGAUGUUUACUGCUCUGAAGAAAUUGGUGGGCUCUGAAGCAGGGCAGCUCAGGGAUAGAAAUAUUCCUGCUGGCCUGCAGUCCAUGAAUCAGAGUCUACAGAGACGCUUCGCCAAAGGCGUACAAUACAACAUGAAAAUCGUCAUCCGUGGAGACAGGAACACAGGGAAAAGCACCCUUUGGCAUCGACUUCAAGGGAAAAAGUUUUUGGAGGAGUACAUCCCCACCCAGGAGAUCCAGGCCACCAGCAUUCACUGGAACUACAAAACAACAGAUGAUGUAGUGAAAGUUGAAGUCUGGGACGUGGUAGAUAAAGGGAAAGGGAAAAAACGUGGGGAGAAUUUGAAACUGGAAAAUGAACCUCAGGAGGCGGAAACAGAGCACGCUCUCGACGCAGAGUUCCUGGACGUUUAUAAGAACUGUAACGGCGUGAUCAUGAUGUUUGACAUCACCAAACAGUGGACGUUCAACUACAUCCUGAGGGAGUUGCCAAAAGUGCCAACACACAUCCCUGUGUGUGUCCUGGGUAACCAACGGGAUAUGGGCGAGCACCGGGUCAUCUUACCCGAUGAUAUAAGAGACUUUAUCAACAGUCUGAACAGACCUCCGGGCUCCUCCUACAUCCACUAUGCCGAGUGCUCCAUGAAGAACGGCUUUGGUCUCAAAUACCUCCAUCGCUUCUUCAACAUUCCCUUCCUGCAGCUGCAGAGGGAGACUCUGUUACGGCAACUGGAGACUAACCAACUUGACAUUGAUGCCACACUAGAGGAGCUCAGUGUACAACAGGAGACGGAGGAUCAGAACUAUGACAUAUUUCUUGAGAUGAUGGAGACACGCAAAGCUUACGGAUCUCUGGCACCCUCUAAUGGUCAGAGCCCGUCGUCAGGCUCCCAGUCUCCUGUGGUGCUGACCGGUGCAGCCUCUCCCAGUAACUCCAGUCCCAGUACCCCACAGGCUCCUCUCCCUCCCCAGACACAGUCUGUACCUACACCCCCUCCAUCUAUACCACACCCUCCAUUCCAGAGCACAACUACCCAUAUACCCCAGACCCAGACAUUAUCACAAACCCUGGAAGUGUCUGCCACUGCACCGAUAUCUGCAACUGUCAGUGCCCAACCUGCAGCUCCUCUGGCCCAGAAACGAGGAUUCAUCUCACGACUGUUUGGAUCUUCAACUGCUGACAGUCUAGCAGACAAAAUAGAAACUACGAGUUCUGAAGUCCCAAAAACUUUUGGAAAGGUGCAUAAUGUGGAUGACUUUGUGCCGGACUUGGGUUUGGAUCGGAACUUUCUGGAUGAUGGUGGAACAGCAGGAGCAUUAGCCGUUAAAUCAAAGAGCAAACCUCCAACAUUGACUCCCAUCCUGGACAGUGACAGUGAUGGAGAGGGGCGGGGAAAUCCUCUGGUCUCCGGUUUCCAGGACGAUUUAGAUCCGGAUGACAGAGCACCUUGUCGGCCUGCUGUUAAAGUGGUAGUCCCGAGCAAGGACAUCACCCUCACUAGUGAUGAAGAGGAGGAAGAUGUAUCUGUACCUUCCACUGCCCAAAACAAGGGUAUCAGUGCUGAGCUAAACACAAAGGGAUCUUCAGUGAAAUCACUCAAACAGCAGCAAACCAAGUCAGCUGAGAGACCACAAAGUCUGAAAACUACAGCAUGUCCUGCGGUUCAGCAACAAGGUCAAAAGACAGGGGGCGCACUUGAAGCACACUCCUAUUCAGAACAUGAAGCUCAGCAGAUGCUUUCAUUUGUCAUGGAUGACCCUGAUUUUGAGAGUGAAGAGCUCGAUAUACCCAAGAUCAAGAAGGAGGCUUUUCCAGCACGAGAUGAUUUAUCUGACCGGUCAGAUGAUGGUUUUGUGUUCGCUGGACUCCCGGAGCCCCCCAAAACCGUUGCUCCCUCAUUUAACAGUGACAUUGACCUGUUCGGCCUGGGGUUUGAAGAAACUACACCUAAGAACAAAAACAGCAGUGAAGACCAGGAAGAUAAUGAAAGCAGACACUCCACAAAGGACAAGAAAAAGAAGAAAAAGAAAAGCAAAGAGGAGGAUGAGAAAAGCAGCAAAAAACGACACAAACACAAGAAAAAGGAGAAAGAUGAGCCUGGCACAGGGGACGAGAAAGAAAAGAAAAAUAAAAAAUCCUCAAGGACCAAGAAAACUGGAACUGUUGACGAUCUGGAGGCAUUCCUGGCUGGCAAAGAGGGACCAGGAAACAGUGAGGUCGGACACUAUGAAGAACUCUAGGACUCCAAUGAACCAAUCAGGGUUUAACACCAACAUCAACUGUGUGGCAUCGGCAGGUCUUUGUCCAAUCCAUUCCACCUCUGUUUUGCAGAGCCUAACCUUUUAAUUUCCGACAGUGUUUUGUGCUUCCAGCAUUGCAGCUUUAAGUCGCAGUUGUUCACCCAAUGCCAUUUUCCAAAGUGUACAUCAGUGUUUUAAGACCUGCAACCUGUUUUUCGACAUCAAUCCAUUUUUUCAGGAAGAACAGAGCCACAUUUUAUCUGCUGCUUUAAAUAGUCCUGAGAUUAUUCCGUUAUUACCUGAAAAUAACUCAUUUCAGAAAAACUAAAAAGUUCCUCAAAGACUUGAUGACGUUUGACACAUUUUAGCAUUUAUUGGUUUUGUUUUGUUUUAUGUGUGUGUGUGUGCGGCGUGUGUCUUUCAAUAUGUGUACUUAUAUAUUCCUGAAAGCUUUUGACGCAUUUUUAUGGGCUAGCAUGCACAGAUGAUUGUACAUUUUUGUUAAACAACAGUAUAGAUGGGAUAAUCGGCAGACUUUGCAUGCUAAUCUACACACCAAAAUUCCACAUAUUGGGCAUCAUACUGUAAGCACGGGCAGGACAAUUUUGUGUGUAAAUCGCUUGUAAAAUGUUUCUUACAUAUAUUGUCACGUUGAAUGUUUUUUACAAAAGAAAUAUGUUAAAAAUUUGUUUUGUAAUUCAUAAAUCAUUUGUAAAAUCAUUCUUACUCGGAUCGUCCCAUUCAGUUCAAUAUAAUAUACGUAAGAAUGGUUUUGAUGCUGUCAACAGAAAUUCAUCCAAAAUCUAUUUAAAUUAUUUGUUAAAUCAUUGCUACUUACAUUUCCCAUUUAAUAUUUAUACAUUUAUUCAAUAUUUUUUUAAUCGAUGCAAAGUGGGACAUUUUUUGACAGAUUAUAUUCAAUUAAAAGUAGUUAAAUAAAUAGAUAUUUGUGUUUUACUUUGUUUUCGUCAUAUAUUGAUAAUUGAUAAUCGACUAAUUAUGAUCGCUAUCGAUAAGAAUGUAGUUAAAUCUAAUUGGCUCCAGGUUAAGUGGCAGGAACAUUAAACUCAAUGUAACAAUUUCCGUAAGAAUGUUUUUUUUCUCUGUUACUUUACAAAGAAAUUUGUUGUGCACAUUUCAUAAAUCAUUCGGGAUUUGCAUGAAUUGCGUUAAAUUGGCCUAAUUUACAUAAGAAUGUUUUUUACCGACAAUUUACUUGCGAUUUACGCAGAAAUUAGUUUACUUUGUUUACUUGCUUAAAUUGCCUCUUCAAUUCAAUGCAAAAAUUUACAUAAAUGUUAUUAACGUACUGUUUACGCAGAAAUUCGUUGUGCUCAUGUUUCAUGAAUCAUUUGUAAAAUCAUUCAAUGUUAAUUGUUCCAUUUAUUUCAAUUCAACAAUUCACAUCAGAAUGUUUUUACGCUGUAAACGGGCAUUCGUACAAAAUGCAUUUUGGUUAAUUAAUUAUUUGCAAAAUCAUUAAAUUUCUUUAAAUUUUCGCUUCAAUUCAGUGCAGCAAUUUAUGUAAAUGUUAUUUAUGGACCGAUUACAAAACAAUUGCUUGUGCUCAUGUUUCACGAAUCGUUUGAGAAACAAAUCUUGCGUAAAAUUGUCCCAUUCAAUUCAGUGCAACAAUUUGCGCAAUACAUUUUUUUCAUUAAUGAUUUACGCAGAAAUUCGUUGUGCUCAUGUUUCAUUAAUCAUUUGUAAAGUCAUUCUUACUUAAAUUUUCGCUUCAAUUCAGUGCAACAAUUUACGUAAAUAUUAUUUACGGACCGAUUACAAAGAAAUUGGUUGUGCUCAUUUUUUAUGAAUCGUUCGAGAAACCAGUCUUGCGUAAACUUUUCCCUUCAAUUCAGUGCAACAAUUUGCGCAAUACAUUUUUUAAAUUACGAUUUACGCAGAAAUUGUUCUGCUCAUGUUUCAUUAAUCAUUUGUAAAAUUAUUUUGUUAACGGUCUCAUUUAGUUCAAUCCAACAAUUUGCAUAAGAUUGUUUUUGUUAAAAACAGACAUUUAUUCUAAAUUAAUUUUGUUUCGUAAAUUAUUUGCAAAUUAAUUCUUAAUUAAAUUGUCCCUUCAAUUCAUUGCUACAAUUUAUGUAAAUGUUACAUUUAUGUGACUACUUGCACAGAAAGAAGUCACAUGUUGUGCUCAUGUUUAACUAAUUGUUCGAGAAAGCAGUCUUGCGCAAAUUUGUCCCGUUCAAUGCGACAGUUUAUGCAAGAACAUUUUUACCAGGUACACAAUUCGCUCCUCCCGUGCUUCAUUAAUGAGGCCCAGUGUCUUAUGAUUGUCUUCCAGAUGUUAUUUUGAACAGUCCCUGGAGCUCUUCGUAAUUUUGCCUCUCAAAUAAAUCAGUCUGUUGCGUAAUUCUAUUUAAUAACAAAAGCGUCUUAUGCUGCCAUCAAUUUCCUUCUAUUAAUGCCUUAAGCUGUUCUACACUUAACAAAAGGAAAGCCUUCAUGAAACAAUCGUCUGUUGAGUAACGGCAUUAACUUCCAGAAUUACUGCAAGCUGUAGAGACACUUCCGCAGCGAUCCCAUUUAUAAAUGAUGUACAGAAGGCAUUGAGCAGUGUCUCUGUCAACUUGUAAUUAUGCAGUUUAUUUAUGACUACAAAUAUUUUAAUGAUAAAAAUGGUAGUUUCAUUAUCACAGUUUAUGAUUCCAGACGGCUUCUCCAUCAGAUUGUCUAUUUUCAAAGUCUUUUCGAGUCGAUAUGUCCAAAUCCUUUGCUGCAUAUCUUAAUUUUUAUUUAGAUGGCUUGUGUACUUUGAUGUUGAUGCUAGUUGUAUGUAGCUCUAUUGUUAAGAUAUGUUCACUAAGACAUUCCAGGUAACUUACAAACUAAACACUGAAGUUCUCUCCCAGUUAUGCUUUACAACAUACAAAACUAAAUUAAGUUUUAGGGAAACAUCUUAUAAAAAUAAGACAUUUUACAGUAUGUACAUUUGUAAAAUUCUUAAGCAUUUAAUGUCUUAAUUUGAAUGCACACGUUUCAACUAUCUAAUAUUUUGGUGCAAUUUGAAGAAUGUUUUGGCCUCAUAUGAUGCAUUAAUGUGUUCAUGAAUGAAAAAUAUAGACAAAUGAUUGUUUAAUUACUCAUAAUGGGCCUCGUUCAUGAAAAACAUGGUUUGUAAUAUGAUUCCGACGUAAAUUAUCGCAUUUAAUUUAUUGUGACGGUUUGGUAAAGAAUUGUUUUAUGAAUGAUUUGCAUGGAAAUUCCCCAAAAGGGACCCAAUGUUUAUAUGAUACGGUAUGAUAACGAUUUGUUUUUUGCUUUGGAUUGUAGUGGAAUCUACUUCGAGGAUAGGGCGGGAAUUUAUUGUCUGGAAUAGUUUUGCGCACUCUUGCAAUAGUUUGCGUUCCCUCGAAAUUAGUUUUGGGUUUCUUCGCAAUACCAUUAUCCAUCCCUUUCAUUUUACUACAGUAACCAUAUUUGAACCAUGAUAUUUGUGGCAAAACCGUAGCAAUAAUACAAGAAAAAAGAAGCUAAUAAAAAUCAUAAUCAUUCAAUAAACGUAGUUGGUUUUACUGUAACAUCAUGGUUAGUUUGUGGUACAUGUACCAUGGUUUAAAAAAGAAAAUGGUUACUGCAGGUUUACUAGGGUUGGAUAAAGGGAUUGCGAGGGAACGCAAAACUAUUUCAGUAAGUCAAUUCCCUCCCUGUCUUCUAAGAGGCUCCGUGGAAAUCCGAUUGGCUCCAAGUUUAGUGGCAGGAAUGCAAUUGAAUGACAUCAUUUUGCAACUUCUUGCGACUUCUCCGAAAUUGUUUUGACCCUCAAAAUGUCAAAUGGUUUAAAUUGAUUUUGUUGUUGGAUUUUCUCGAUUACAUGCAACAUGUUGUUGGGACUUUCCACCUCACGAAAGAAAGUCUUGAUUCGUUUUUGAUGGUAUCAUGAGGUGAUCUGUUCACCUUUUGAACUUUUUGGUUGUUUUGGCCCAAAGAUAUCUCUCUGCCUAUUUUUACUCCACAGACUGCCCUGCAAAGGCUUAAUCUCAGGCAUAGAUGCGCUUUCACCCUGAGGCACUGCUGUGUCGACAACUGAAUGUUUAUAUCGAUAGUAUGUUGGAUUAAUAAGUAACAAGUAUCAUUCAGCCCGAACUGAUUUGCAGUAACUAACCGUCAACUUACUAACAGUACAUUUAAACACAGAUUCCUGCAAAUUCCUGUCUUUUCCGACCAUCAUCUGUGUCUUAGGUCGUUGCAAAAUCAAGCAUGCUGUCAGCUCCACAAGCACCGCUUAGCGCAGCUGAUGCAUCACGCUGUCACCAUGGAACCACACGCCCGGGAUGAUCUAUACAUGCUCACUGUGAUAAAUAGUCUUGCUCUCGUGGAUUUAUGAAUACACUCUUGACUACUCUCACCCCAAUCCAGGGAAAGUGCACAAGUGCGCACCUCGACCACAUAUCAACUUCCUCUUUUACCUGCCUCAAGUAUGAUUGACUCCUCAAGGCCCUUGAUUUAUUUAUAUUUCAGCUUGGCAAAAGAAAUGAGUGCAUUGAUGCUGCAUUAGUUCUGGCUGGUUGUUGGACUGCAUGCAACAUAUUUCCUGCAUAGCGUUUUUCAACGGGCCUUUAUUGGAUUUAACGGAAAUGUGUUUUGAAUAUGUGGGAACGCUAGUUUUAAACCUCAUUGAUUUGAUUUUAUUCAUCCAGCUGCAUAUCAUUUACAAAGCCUUUUUUUGUGUUGUUUGGCCAUUAAUGGUUGUGUAACGAUUGCUUAUUUCAUAUUUUGUUACCCUGUUUCACUACCCUCAUUUGAUUUAUGUGUUUCAAUUGUGUAAUAAAUGCAAGAGACAUCUGACAAGGUUUGAAGGGUC